GGGGGGGGGGGGGGGGAAGCCAGCGGACAUUGUUCCAAAACCCGGACGCUUAUCUGCUAUCUGCUCUUUCGGAUACCUUUUGGGAAUGGCCUCGUGGACGCCUUUCUCUGACCUAACCUCAGCCUUUCGUUGAGCUGGAGGGAGGGCGGAGGAGGAGGAGGAAGAGGAGGAGAAGACGACGAGUUUAAUGGCAUCUUUUCCAGGAUUUGGAUAUUCCAAAAGGCAUAGCAUUCCAAACAGAGACUCGCUGGAGAAGAUGUUGCCGCUGCAAAAAAGGGAUCAGUUUGACAACUUGGAGAAGCAUACGCAGUGGGGGAUCGAAUUCGUGGAGAGGUACACCAAAUUUGUCAAGGAGAGGUCGGAGAUUGAAACCAGCUAUGCAAAACAAAUUAGGCUAAGCUUCAAAAAUAUUUUUAAAAGAGGGAGGUCAUUUUUUAGGUCGAAAAUAGUUGUUCUGAAAGAAGUCAGUGAACAACGGUUUAAAGGUGACACUGUUCCUUUAAAUCGUUCCGAAUCUGUUCCAAACCAUCUUUCACGUGACAUCACUUCCUGUCGCCCCGCCAGGUACACCUUCUGUCGAGCCUUCCUGACGUCCCUGAACGAGUUGAACGACUACGCGGGCCAACACGAGGUCAUCGCGGAGAACCUGACGUCCCAAAUCAUCACCGACCUUUCGCGCUUCCUGCAGGACCUCAAGGCCGAGAGGAAGUCGCACUUCCACGAUGGCCGUAAGGCACAGCAGCACAUCGAGAGCUCGUGGAAACAGCUGGAAUCGUGUAAAAGGAAGUACGAGAGGGACUGCAAAGAGGCCGACCGAGCGCAGCAAUACUUUGAGAGGAUGGACGCCGACAUCAACGUGACUAAGGCCGAAGUGGAGAAGGCGCGGCAACACGCUCAGUCCAGGCACCAGAUGGCCUCGGACAGCAAGAGCGAUUACUCCUCCUACCUGCAGAAGUUCAACCAGGAGCAGAGCGAGCACUACUUCAGCACCAUCCCCAACAUAUUCCAGAAACUUCAAGACAUGGAGGAGAAACGAAUUGACAGGAUAGGAGUGUGCAUGAAGACGUUUGCGGAAGUGGACCGACAAGUGCUGCCCAUCGUGGGGAAGUGUUUGGACGGCAUGACGAAGGCCGCCGAGUCCAUCGAGCCCAAAACUGACUCCAAGCAGGUGGUGGAGUCCUACAAGUCCGGGUUCGAGCCUCCGGGAGACGUGGAGUUCGAGGACUACGGGCAGGCCAUGAAGCGGACGGCGUCCGACACCAGCCUGAGCAGCUCCAAGGAGGCCAAGGAGAAGCCGGCCGGCAAGAGCAAGGGCAAACUGUGGCCCUUCAUCAAGAACAAGAACAAGUCUCCCAAGCAGCACAAGGAGCCCCUCUCCCACCGCCUCAACGACUUCAUGACCUCCAAACCCAAAAUGCACUGCCUCCGGAGCCUGAGGCGAGGGCUAUCGCUCAAGCUGGGCUCGGGACCGGAGGACUUCAGCCACCUGCCACCAGAACAGAGGAGGAAGAAGCUGCAGGGAAAGAUAGAUGAACUGAAUAAGGACAUUCAAAAGGAGAUGGACCAGAGGGACGCGCUGACCAAGAUGAAAGACGUGUACGUGAAGAACCCGCAAAUGGGGGACGCCGCCAGCGUGGACCCCCGGCUGUAUGAAAUCGCCCAGAACAUCGAGAAGCUCCAGUACGAAGCGGCGAAAUUCGAGGGCUGGCUGGCGGAGGUGGAGGAGAGGAUGCCGUCCAAGAGCGACACCAACCGCCGAAGUGGACUCUUUGAGGCCCAGAACAACGCGCCAGUGAGCAACAACUGUGCGCAGGACCGAGAGAGCCCGGACGGAAGCUACACGGAGGAGCAGAACUCAGAGAGCCAGGUCAAAGCCAGCGCCGACCCCGCCCACCCCGUCAACCCCGCCCACCCCGCCAACCCCGCCCUGCCCACCUCCAGCACGCCGGAGUUCGACGACGAGUUCGACGACGAGGAGACCCUGCCCACCAUCGGCACCUGCAAAGCCCUGUACCCCUUCGAAGGUCACAACGAGGGCACCAUCGCGGUGGCGGAGGGCGAGCUGCUGUACGUCAUCGAGGAGGACAAAGGGGACGGCUGGACGCGGGUGCGCCGCAACGAGGACGAGGAGGGAUACGUGCCCACGUCCUACGUCGAGGUCUUUUUGGAGGCGAACGCCAAAGGUGCUAUGACGUACAUUUAACUCUCGUUUCCAUCCGGUGGCUCAGACACGUUCUGCCUCUUUCACCCCCCCCCCCCCCCCCGGAAUGGAAGGGCCAAUCAGAUUUGUCCGUUGCGCCUCGUCACGGUUUACCGUACGACACUGAGCC
Molecule: messenger RNA, 2330 nt
Organism: Pungitius pungitius (ninespine stickleback)
Lineage: Eukaryota; Metazoa; Chordata; Actinopteri; Perciformes; Gasterosteidae
Gene: fnbp1b
Product: formin-binding protein 1
Biological process (GO): signal transduction
Molecular function (GO): protein binding
Source: RefSeq, a predicted model, not a curated record